Symbiodinium pilosum is the source of this 1220-nucleotide messenger RNA. The record is from the annotation of a GenBank genome assembly. Lineage: Eukaryota; Dinophyceae; Suessiales; Symbiodiniaceae.
GUGGACAAUGGGCGCAGGUCCUUGCGUUGCAGCCCUGGCAGCAGCGUUUUUGCCGUCCGGACCCAGAGGAAGGACCUUCAGAAGUUACAGACCUGUUGGCUGAUGCGCUUCGCUACCAGUGGCUCUAUGGCUAUCCGGGUGUACCUGACGGCGAGGAACAGCUCACCCAUGGCUUCUUCAAGUAUGUCGCCUCCAUGCAGGCGCUGACGGCACGGCAGUUGUUGAGGCUGAACCCCUCAGCAUCCUCCAUCCUCGACCCCUUCUGCGGAUCUGGUACAGUUCUGAUAGAGGCCGCUCGCGCCGGGAGGGCGGCUACGGGGUCAGAUGCAUCACCGCUGGCCGCUUUCGUGGCGCGCCACCACACUGACGUUGAAGGCGUCUCUUUGGACGAGUUACGCGCCCAAGCAGAUGUUGUCGCUCCAGCAAACGAGCUUGAGCUAGGCUGGAAUGACUUGCGGAGCCGUUUGGGAGCCCUGCCUGAGGGAUCGGUGACAUCUGCGCUUUGGUUUUGCCUCCUCGUCGCUCUGCAGCGCGCAGGUGAUGGAGAUGCAGCAUACGCCCUGUCUGGAUCCAAAAGUUUUGUGGUCUCGCAAAGCUCGGAAGAUCCGCCACAAGAACUGGCUGGGCCGAUGUUCGUUGGCACCGUGCAGCUCUACGCAGCCCAGCUUGCAGCCCUCCGCGCCUCCAUGCCCUUUCCGGAGUGCUUGGUCCGCACGGGUCUUGGGGAUGCCAGAUUGCUGAAGCUGAGCCAACCGGUAGAUGCGGUGAUCACCAGCCCUCCGUACCCGGGCGUCUACAACUAUGCCAAUGCUGCCUUGCUGACCCAAAGCCGACUGGCCGGAGCCUUGGGCGCCUCCUUGGAGCUGUCGCAAUUCUUCGGUGAGGCCGAGGAUCCCGCCAGGUUGACCAGCAACGAGAUUGGCAGCCUUGCGCAGCGGGAGAAGCUUGGGAGGAGCAUCCCGGCAGACGAGUUCAGAGAAACCUGGCAAAAGCAACAGGAGGAGUGGCUUCAAGCAGUGUGGCGUAACCUCGUCCCUGGAGGCACUGCUACUUUGGUGAUCGGUGAUGGCUCUGAUCUCGACAACCUGGCGUCGACUAAGGCUGCCGCCGAGGCAGUCGGUUUCCUCGUUGUUGGCUCAGCGACGAUCCGCAUGGCCAGUGGUAUGCCCAGACGGUUCGCGUCGAAGGGAAUGCGGCGAACAGAGCAUGUCUUGCAUUUG